Cadophora gregata is the source of this 819-nucleotide messenger RNA. RefSeq lists its product as uncharacterized. The transcript has 4 exons. The record is from RefSeq and is a predicted model, not a curated record. Gene Ontology annotation, cellular component: cytoplasm; prefoldin complex. Gene Ontology annotation, biological process: protein folding. The coding region runs from base 206 to 616 and encodes 136 amino acids. NCBI's taxonomy places the organism in Eukaryota, Fungi, Ascomycota, Leotiomycetes, Helotiales, Ploettnerulaceae.
UGUAAAAUAAUGGUCGCAGUCAUUCAUGCAGGAGAUCUUUACAUUUACGCCUGGAGGGUAUUAAUCGAUCCCAGCGAUGUGAAGGUACCUACCUACUGGGACACGACACGUGACUAGAUGUUUGUUCUGUUUGCAGAGAGAGCUUAAAGCUCCAAAGCUCAAUUUGGAGAGUAACCCCGCAUCGUCAACACCACAUCACACAACCAUGCAGCGCCGAAUGUUAACAAAAGAAGACGAGGCCGCGACCGGAGGGGAUGAAGUGGAAGUUCGGAGAGAGGACCAGGACAAGAUCAAUAAGUUCAGCCGGCUACACCAGAGGGAAAUUGCACUUGAGGAGGAGCUGAAGACGAAACAUAAAGAGAAAGAGGACCUCGACGACAUCUCGAAUGAGUUAGAGCUCGCAGAUGAAGACGACAAGAUCCCCUACAAAAUCGGCGAUUCGUUCAUCUCAUUGCCUCUCUCCGAAGUCCAAGAAAUGCUAGAGGCUUCGACGAGCAAGAUUGAUGAGAAUGUUUCGGCACUGGAGGAGAAGCUGAGCACGACACGGGAGGAAAUGGAUCAAUUGAAGGUGGAGCUGUAUGGCAGGUUCGGAAAGAGCAUCAACCUAGAGACGUAGGGAGGGUGGAUACAGAAUAUAAUGAUACCCAGCAAGAACAACAAGGUCCAGUUACACUGCUUGAGAGGGGUGGUCGAAAGACAGGAGCAAGGCUCAGGACCGCAAUGCUCGAGUUUCUCCCGAUGUCGGCAAAGCGUGAUUCCCAUUCGUGUUCUGCAUGUCACAAGUCCUCUGGGGCCACGCUGCAGUUCAGUUAUCUUAGC